UCACUGAUAGCAACAGCUUUUGCACUAUGGGAGGAGGCGCUGAACGGAAGGUUGGAAUUCCACGAAGUGACCUAUCAAGACGCAAACGGCGAUGAAGUGAGGAAACCUCCAGAUGUGGAUAUUGAUAUACUGUUCGCAAGAGGAGAUCAUGGAGACAACGAGGCAUUUGAUAGCAAUGGCGGUAUGGUCGCUCAUUCGGAAUAUCCUCCGAAAGGGAUUCUUCACCUCGACGCCGAUGAGCGGUGGUCGUUUGAUGGAUCUGAUGGAGUGGAUUUGCGUUACGUG
Messenger RNA from Ostertagia ostertagi, 285 nucleotides. Lineage: Eukaryota; Metazoa; Nematoda; Chromadorea; Rhabditida; Trichostrongylidae. The record is from the annotation of a GenBank genome assembly.